AUGUCCAGAUAUGUGAAGUACUUUAUGCAGGCCAAGCGGCUCGAUAAGCGGAAAAGAAAAUAUGGGCAGCUGGACUUUUUAGAAUUAAGCAAAGAGCUGAGCAUCCCGUUCCCGCUCAGAGAAAGAAAUCAACCCAAGCACCUAGACCUAUCGAGGUACCUAAAUAUAAAAGUGGGAGACCUGGUUAAGGUACUCUAUGGCCCGUAUAAAGACAAAGAAGGCAUCGUUUUAAACAUUAAUACAAAAAGAAACACUGUAAUAGUUGACGGGUGUAAUAUGAAAAAAUCUGCAUGGAAUGUCACAAAGAAAAAUGCUGGUUCAAUUAUAACACAAGAAAUGCCAAUACACAUCACUAACGUUGCCAUUCUAGACCCUAUAACGAAAAAAGCAACAGUGGUUAAGAGGAGGUACAUGAUGCAUGGCGAGUGUGUACGUAUAUCCAAAGUAUCUGGGUGUGCUAUGCCUGAACCUGUUAAUGUACAAGCCUUCAAGGAACAGAAUAACUAUGAGCUCUUCAUCCACAAAAAAAAAACGGGACCUCCCAUUAAAGACAUUUACGCCGAGAGAGACUCCAAAAAUUUUAAUUUGUUAAAGAAGAUAGCCUACGAGAUUAAGAAGAAGAGCUUUUAUGAAAUGAAAAAUUUUUUCAAUAACGCUUCUUCGGGCUAA
Plasmodium fragile is the source of this 669-nucleotide messenger RNA. Its product is annotated as ribosomal protein L24. Gene Ontology annotation, cellular component: ribosome; mitochondrion. Gene Ontology annotation, biological process: translation. The coding region runs from base 1 to 669 and encodes 222 amino acids. The transcript has a single exon. Gene Ontology annotation, molecular function: RNA binding; structural constituent of ribosome. NCBI's taxonomy places the organism in Eukaryota, Apicomplexa, Aconoidasida, Haemosporida, Plasmodiidae. The record is from RefSeq and is a predicted model, not a curated record.